Aspergillus luchuensis is the source of this 1218-nucleotide messenger RNA. RefSeq lists its product as uncharacterized. The record is from RefSeq and is a predicted model, not a curated record. The transcript is spliced from 4 exons. The coding region runs from base 1 to 1218 and encodes 405 amino acids. Gene Ontology annotation, cellular component: cytosol. Lineage: Eukaryota; Fungi; Ascomycota; Eurotiomycetes; Eurotiales; Aspergillaceae. Gene Ontology annotation, molecular function: mannose-6-phosphate isomerase activity; zinc ion binding. Gene Ontology annotation, biological process: carbohydrate metabolic process; GDP-mannose biosynthetic process.
AUGACAACCUCGGUAUUUCAGCUUAAGUGCGGGAUCAAGAAUGAUCCCUGGGGUAAGCAAGGUAAAAAUUCGUUAGCUGGUGUUCUUUGCUCCAAGACGCCUGGUACAAUUGAAGUGGAGGAUGAUCAGCAUUAUUCUGAGAUGUGGAUGGGCACAUAUCCCACCGUCCCAUCUCGUAUCCUUGCCACAGGCGAACUCCUAAGCGAGUAUCUCCAAAAGCACCCCGAGGUUACCGGCGAAGGAUACAAGAAAUGGGGUACGGAGGUGCCUUUUCUCCCGAAGAUCCUCUCCUUCCAAAAAGCCCUCCCCCUCCAAAUCCACCCUGACAAAAAGCUCGCCGAGAAACUCCACGAAUCCCAGCCAGACAAAUACUCGGACCCGAACCACAAGCCCGAAAUCGCCAUUGCCCUCUCCAACUUCGAGCUCUUCGUCGGCUUCAAGCCCCUGCACGAGAUCGAAAACCUCUUCAAACUCGCCCCUCUUCAACGCUUCCUCCCUACAGAAACCAACGCCCCUACCUUCGACGAUUCCCUCCUACGCGAAAUCUCCCGCAUCCUACUCACUCUUCCACCCAUACUGGUCUCCGAAACCAUCUCCUCCCUGCUCACCAUCCCAGAGGCCCAGUUCGGCCCGAACCAGCGAUACAUCCCUGGCUUACUGACAAGGUUGAAGAAGAUGUACCCAGAUACCGAUAACGGGAGUCUUGUCGCAACAAUCCUUAUGAAUUAUAUGACUCUUGGGCCUGGGGAGGCGGUUUGUGUGCCUGCGGAUAGUAUGCAUGCGUACCUUACCGGGGAUAUCAUGGAGUGUAUGGCAAGGUCGGAUAAUGUGAUUAAUACGGGAUUUUGCCCUAAAGCGGAGAGCGACGACGUGGAUUUGUUUACGGGGUCGUUGAGUUUCACGCCGCAUGAUGUGGAUAGUGCUCUUUUGAGGACGAAGAAAAGUGAUGUUGGGAAGUGUUGGAAGACGGAGGUUUAUGAGCCGCCGUUUUCGGAGUUUUCGGUGCUGGGGGUAAGGCUUGGGAAAGGGGAGAAGGAGGUGCAUAGGGGGGUUAAGGGAGUGAGUUUGCUGGUUGUUGUGAAGGGGAGUGGGUGGAUGGGUGUGGAAGGUGAGAAGUUUGAGUUGAAGGAAGGGUGGGUUUAUUUUGUGGGUGCCGGGGUUGAGGUGAACUUUGAGACGGAGGGGGGGUUGUUGGUUUAUAGGCCAUUUGCGGAGUAA